AUGCAGCCGGAAGACUUCCAAAGAAAUUUUUCACCUAGACAAAAUGGAAGGGUGUACCUGCUGUAUGAAAUCAGGCGGAGAAGACGUGCCAUCCAGAGGAACUGGUGCUCAAACAAUCAUGAACAUGCUGAAAUCAACUUCCUGGAAAAUCAUUUCAAUAGCAGGCCACGAACUCCUUGCUCCAUCACCUGGUUCAUUUCAUCUAGUCCCUGUGGAAACUGCUGCAGAAGGAUUCUGGAGUUCCUGAGGUCACACCCUAACGUGACCUUGGAUAUAUAUGCAGCCAAGCUGUUCAGGCGCUUCGAUAUCCGGAACCGACGAGGUCUCCGCAGCCUGAUGAUGAAUGGAGUCACUAUACGUAUCAUGAACCUUGAAGAUUACAGGUACUGCUGGAGAAAUUUUGUUGCACACCAGCCCGGAGAAGAUGAUUAUUGGCCCCAGAACGUCACUUUAUACUUCAUUUUGAAUAGCAUAGAACUCUUACAUAUCUUUUUGGACAGGGCCAUGGAUUUCAGUUAA
Melospiza melodia melodia is the source of this 519-nucleotide messenger RNA. RefSeq names its product C->U-editing enzyme APOBEC-1-like. Gene Ontology annotation, cellular component: nucleus; cytoplasm. Bases 1 to 519 code for a protein of 172 amino acids. Gene Ontology annotation, molecular function: cytidine deaminase activity; zinc ion binding; RNA binding. The transcript is spliced from 3 exons. The record is from RefSeq and is a predicted model, not a curated record. Lineage: Eukaryota; Metazoa; Chordata; Aves; Passeriformes; Passerellidae. Gene Ontology annotation, biological process: cytidine to uridine editing.